AUGCAUUCCAGGCCAUAUUUCACCACUUCAAUCCUGCUCUGUCUAGCCCUAGCCCUCGUCUUCUGUCCAACCGUACCGGCUGCUGGUGUAAGACUAGACCAUGGCUACGCUUCGUACCAACCGCCGCAGGCCCAUGCGAACAAUGGCGUUUUCCCCUUCCUUACAUGGUUGCGCAACUCGGCCGUUGAGUUGAUUUUUGGUCGGCCGGGCUCGGCCAAAUCCAAGUCGGCACCAGCACGGGGAAUGGGCGCCCUUAAUCCCAGGUAUUCCAAAGAGACGGUUCUUCGCUUUAACGUCUCGAGUCAGGAGGACGAAAAUGCCCUUGCCGAUGCCGCCGACCGGCUGUUCCUUGACGUCUGGGGCUUCACGCGCAACCACGUCGACAUCCGCAUACACAAAAACGACGUCACACCGCUGCUGAGCCUCCUACCCGUCUCUCUCCGAGGAAACUUUUCGACCCUGAUCCCCGAUCUUCCCUCCGCCGUUGCCGCAACCUACAACAGACGCGUGAAGGAUGAUGCGAGAUUCGACCCGAGCAGCAGCAAGACGUUGAAGCCCUCGGUGAUUGACUCUGCUGAAGAGUUCGAUAAUGUCUUCUUCCGCGACUACCAACCUCUACAUGUCAUCCACCAAUGGAUGCGUCUUCUCGAGUCCAUGUUCCCCAAGAUCGUGAAGUUGGAAACCAUCGGCAAGUCGUUCGAGGGCCGCGAGAUUCUUGCGCUCAGGGUUGGUAAUCAUUUGUAUGCCGAGGAUGCGGACAAGAACAAGGCCCCGCGAAAGACGGUGGUCAUUAACGGCGGCCUGCAUGCCCGCGAGUGGAUCGCGACUGCGACGGUCAACUAUCUUGUCUGGGCCCUCAUCACUUCUUACGAUCAGGAACCGGUUCUGACUCGGUUCUUGAACAACUACUCGGUCGUUUUCAUCCCAGUAACCAACCCAGAUGGAUAUGUGUACAGCUGGGACUCAGAUCGUCUCUGGCGAAAGUCGAGACAAGACACGCCAUUUAACUUCUGCCGGGGCCUUGACCUCAACCACGCAUUCGACUUUGAGUGGAACCAGAACCUCCGCGAACCAUGUUCGGAGGAUUACGGUGGUCAGAAGCCAUUCGAGGCUGUGGAGGCCAGGGAGCUCUCUCAAUGGGCCAAGAAGGAGGUGGAGGAUCACAACACCCAGUUUGUUGGAUUUAUCGACCUUCACUCGUACUCUCAAGAGAUUCUUUAUCCCUUCGAGUACACUUGCGAUCCGGAGCCGCCGAACGUUGAGAAUCUCGAAGAGCUCGCCGCCGACCUGGCCAAGGCGAUCCGGCUAUCAAGUGGCGAGCAGUACGAUGUGUUCUCGGCUUGCGAGGGUGCUGUGCUUUCGCGACAUGGCGGCCACAGGGAACGGGUACAUAGGAUGGAGCCGCCCGGUGGAUCGGCCAUGGACUGGUUCUACCAUGAGAUGCACGCCAGGUAUAGUUACCAGAUCAAGUUGAGGGACAGGGGUAGCUACGGCUUCCUGCUUCCUCCAGAUGCCAUCAUCCCAACGGGCAAGGAGGUUUUCAACGCGCUCAAAUUCUACGCGGACUUUCUUGGUGGUAACAAUGGGAUUGAGAGAGUUUCGUCGUCGAGACCGUUUGGGCCUGUUACGGUGCAGAAACCAGAAGACAUGGAUGCAGAGAUUGAUGAGAUGACCGAGCUGAAGAAACGCCGGAGAAAGCGUUAA
This is a messenger RNA of Pyricularia grisea, 1704 nucleotides long. RefSeq lists its product as uncharacterized. Gene Ontology annotation, molecular function: zinc ion binding; metallocarboxypeptidase activity. The coding region runs from base 1 to 1704 and encodes 567 amino acids. The transcript has a single exon. Lineage: Eukaryota; Fungi; Ascomycota; Sordariomycetes; Magnaporthales; Pyriculariaceae. The record is from RefSeq and is a predicted model, not a curated record. Gene Ontology annotation, biological process: proteolysis.